Molecule: messenger RNA, 694 nt
Organism: Prunus persica (peach)
Lineage: Eukaryota; Viridiplantae; Streptophyta; Magnoliopsida; Rosales; Rosaceae
Product: AP-1 complex subunit sigma-1
Exons: 7
Coding region: 1-510 (169 amino acids)
Biological process (GO): vesicle-mediated transport; intracellular protein transport
Cellular component (GO): membrane coat; intracellular membrane-bounded organelle; AP-1 adaptor complex
Molecular function (GO): clathrin-cargo adaptor activity
Source: RefSeq, a predicted model, not a curated record
AUGGGUCUCACCUCUAUUAUAAAUGCGAUUCAUUUUGUCAUUCUUGUUAGUCGACAAGGAAAAGUGAGGCUGACCAAAUGGUUUUCACCCUAUACCCAGAAGGAACGAUCUAAGGUAAUGCGGGAACUGAGUGGCAUAAUACUCAAUCGGGGCCCCAAGUUGUGCAACUUUGUGGAGUGGAGGGGUUUUAAAGUUGUGUAUAAAAGAUAUGCCAGCCUCUAUUUCUGCAUGUGUGUUGACCAGAACGAUAACGAACUGGAGACCCUUGAAAUAAUUCACCAUUAUGUUGAGAUACUGGAUCGCUAUUUCGGCAGCGUUUGUGAGCUAGACUUGAUUUUUAACUUUCAUAAGGCUUACUAUAUAUUGGAUGAGCUUCUGCUUGCUGGCGAGCUUCAAGAGUCAAGCAAGAGAACAGUCGGGCGGAUGAUAGCUACGCAUGAUCGAUUUGUGGAGGCUGCUAAAGAGGAGGCGAGUUCAAUAGGCACUUUCAUCGCACAAGUCCGCAUGUAGGAGAGGAGAUUGCUUCAUAUUAAAUGCACACAUAUUGCUAUGAGUUCUACAUUCAUUGAUUAGAAAUUCGGAACUGCAUGCCCCAACCUUCCUUUGGCAAUUGCCGUUUGACAGAUCCGAAUGUUGCUUUUAUAUUAUAGCUCCAACGCUGGAGACAUAGUAUUUAACCCUACACCAUGUCAGU